UAAUUUAAUGUUAUCGGUAUUUGCGAUAUAUCGAUAUAUCUGAGCACAACAAGAAUCAUCCCUAUUUCAGUAAAUUCUAGAUUGUUUUUUAUAUAGAAAAAAAAAACAAAUGGAAAAUGGAAAAAUCGCAAGAGUUCAUGAAAUAUUUGCGUUUCAAAAGCAAGGAUGGCAUUGUGUCACAGGAGGAGCGCAACUGGGAUAACCAGGAGAGCGGAAGGCGCACACCGCCGGUCGAUGAGGCGGGAAGUCUCGACAUCAGUGCGUCUACGGAAGUCUCCGAGGCAGACGGAGAUGGAGAUGGAGCCGAAGCAGAUCUGUCAAAUGAGACAACUGAUGGUGCGGAGAACUGUGAUACAACAGUUGAAUCCGAGCACGACUCAAGCACAAAUCAAAGGCAACCGCAGAUGGGCGAUAACCACAGUCCCGUUUCGGUUGAUAUGACGGCCGAGGGAGAGGACAGUAGCAGUAGUAGCUCGGCGGGAAGCGGUGAACAAAGUGGCACGGAUACAUCGGAAGGCAGCGAUGGUGACGAUGACGCCACUGAGGAUGAGCCCUCGCAAAAUACUGUGGUCUCUGUCAAUGCCAUUACAGGCAGAUCCGAUAAAGUCAAUGAAAUUGUCAAAAAUGUUGAUGAAUCCAUAGAGACAAACGAGGAUGCUGUUGAUGUCGUUAUACAUUCAGCGCCUAGUGAAGUUGAAGCCGAAGUGGAGGCUCCCAUGGAUGGAGAAGCCGAGGUGGAGCAGGAGCCGGAAGCGGAUGCGGAGGUUGUAGCAGUAACGGAAAUGCCCGAAACACCCGCUUCCCCGACCGAUGAUGGCGAGGAUCCGAUCGAUAUACUGCCAGCUUAUAAGCGUCCACGUUACGUGCCUGACAAGGAUCAACGGCUGCAGAUGCAGAUGCAUAUGCCCAUGGCCAUGCCCAUGCCCAUGCCAGAACUGGAUGCACAUCGACAGCUACAGCAAACACAUAUGCUGCACUUGCCCCGCAUGGUGCCGAGGGAUCCUCGCCAGAGAUCCAAACAACAAACUCCGUCGAAACCCGUACGUAAUUUGCUAAACGAAGACAUUGAAAGCAUCUCGGGCAGCAGUGAGGAGAACACCAGCAGCGACGAUGGUGACGAAGAGGAGGAAGAGUUCGACGAUGAACCCAUUCUAAUAGAGCACGACAGCACAAUGAGGGACACGGCAACUGCACCGGAGGCGCCAGAGACACCGGGAACACCAGAUGCCGAGGGUGAUCUGCCGCUGCAGAAGAUUGAGAUCAAUGAGAAUCCCGAAAAGAUCUACUACAUACGACGUGCCGAUGGCACAGUUCAUGCCGGUCAGGUACUACAAUCUCGUUGUACGGACAACUCGCCAAUACCCAACGAGUAUUAUGUGCACUAUGUGGGUCUCAAUCGUCGCUUGGACGCUUGGGUGGGACGCCAUCGUAUCUCGGAUAAUGCCGAAGACCUGGGUGGCAUUACGGUGACGACACCGUCCCAAUCUCAGUCCCAGUCCCAAUCGCAAUCCCAGGCCCCGUCAAGCAGUCAAGCACUUGCUGAACAGCCCGGCACAAGCAGCAGCAGUGGCAGCAGCCAACCCAGUGUGGUGCGACCCAAGCGACAGGGCAACAAGGAUUACUAUCUGUCGGCGUGCGAGAAUAAUCGCUACGAUUACAGCGACCGAAAGAUGACACGCUACCAAAAGCGACGCUACGAUGAAAUCAAUCAUGUGCAGAAGAGUCACGCGGAGCUGACCGCCUCACAGGCGGCCCUCGAGAAGGAGCACGAGAAUAUUACAAAGAUCAAGUACAUUGACAAGCUGCAGUUUGGCAACUAUGAGAUAGACACCUGGUACUUCAGUCCCUUUCCCGGUGAAUACGGCAAGGCUCGGGUUCUCUACGUCUGCGAGUAUUGCCUUAAAUAUAUGCUGCGCGAGAAGAGCUAUCGUUACCAUUUGUAUGACUGUAAGAAGCGGAAACCACCGGGAAGGGAGAUCUAUCGCAAGGGCACCAUAUCCAUCUUCGAGGUGAACGGCAAGGAGGAGCCACUUUAUUGCCAGCUGCUCUGUUUGAUGGCCAAACUCUUUCUCGACCACAAGGUGCUGUACUUCGAUAUGGAUCCAUUCUUUUUCUAUGUGCUCUGUGAGAUCGACAUGGAGGGCAGCCACAUCGUCGGCUAUUUCUCCAAGGAGAAAAAGUCGCAGGAUAACAAUAAUGUGGCCUGCAUCCUGGUGUUGCCACCACACCAGCGUAAGGGUUACGGCAAACUCUUGAUUGCCUUCAGCUAUGAACUGUCACGCAAAGAGGGCGUCAUUGGCAGUCCAGAGAAGCCGCUGUCCGAUCUGGGCCGACUCAGUUAUCGCAGCUAUUGGGCCUAUACACUGCUGGAGCUAAUGAAGGGACGCUGUUCCGCCGAGCAGACGAGCAUUAAGGAGCUGAGCGAAGCCAGUGGCAUCACCCAUGAUGACAUCAUUUAUACCCUGCAGUCCAUGAAGAUGAUCAAGUACUGGAAGGGACAGAAUGUGAUCUGUGUGACAGCGAAAACAAUUAACGAUCAUCUACAGCUGCCACAGUUCAAGCGACCCAAACUGACCAUCGAUUUGGACUACUUGAACUGGAAGCCACGUACAGUGCCCCAUCUCGUUACCCAUGUUAAGACCAUUGUUCCCGCACCAAUCUAUCAAUCACCAUCUGCACCGCUGGCACCACUCGCACUGGCGGCACCACCAUCACCAGCGCCACCAGCGAGACCUCUUUAGUUAUCUGCAAAUAUUUAACUUAAUGUUUUAUAAUAAUUUUUUUUUUAUUUUUUUUUUGUGCAUUGCUGUUCAGGAUUAUAUCAAGGAUUGCUUGACGAAUAUGAGUUAGGAUAUGGAAAAACAUUUUUUUUUUAUUAAUUGGACAUUCUACCGCUUAAGUAAGCUAAAUUUUUUUUAACAUUUUUUUUUUAGUCAUAAACUUGAAUAAAAUAUGAAAUAAACAUAUAAACUAA
Messenger RNA from Drosophila innubila, 2974 nucleotides. It is a transcript of the gene mof, whose product is annotated as males-absent on the first protein. Gene Ontology annotation, biological process: regulation of DNA-templated transcription. NCBI's taxonomy places the organism in Eukaryota, Metazoa, Arthropoda, Insecta, Diptera, Drosophilidae. The record is from RefSeq and is a predicted model, not a curated record. Bases 117 to 2741 code for a protein of 874 amino acids. The transcript has a single exon. Gene Ontology annotation, molecular function: histone acetyltransferase activity.